UGUUGCAUUAAACAUUUUUCCAUUUCUGAUCUUUCAUAGUGGCCAUUGGGGGAAAAAAGGCAAGCUAAGAUAUUUGGAAUCAUAAUUUCUUCUCCAAAAAUUGCAUUUGUCAUUACUCCUUGUUGCCUGAUUAGUUUGACGAAUUUCAGUGUCAUGUGUGUCAUAAAUGUGACAUUAGGAUUGGAUAACAAACCUGUGAAGCUGUGGUUUUUACUGGAAACUAGAGAGACUCAUGAUUGUUGGUUGUUACUGAUAAUAAAAAGAAUGAAGAAGAUGGGGGAAUAGGGUAGGAUUAGGACCAAAAAAUGCAGACACUACUCAUAUGGCACUUUUUCCACUUCAAGGAAAUUAAUAGUUGCCAAAAACAGUUAACUGCACUCAUGGCUUCUAUUGUGAGAAGAUCAUAAUCAUAACUUUUCUCUCCAAGUUCAUGGAUUCUUCAAACUCCAAUGGAGGAGGACCACAGAGGCUCCUGGACUUGGCAGAAAGGCUCCGCCUUUACAAGCCCCCACCAUUCCCUGAAGACAUCUUGGAUCAGAUCAUGGAAGAGAAUGAAGGGAAGGUCGUAUCACAAGCGAGUUUAACUGAAUCAGCCACACCAAUUGCUCAAAACACAGAAAAAUUCAGAUACAAGAGAGCUGCUGUUUUGAUCUGCAUCUUUGAAGGGGAUGCUGGGGAGCUAAGGGUGAUACUCACAAAACGCUCUUCCAAGCUUUCCACUUACUCGGGUGAAGUGGCCUUGCCUGGCGGGAAAGCAGAGGAGGGGGACAAGGAUGAUGGGGACACUGCAAAAAGAGAGGCAAUGGAGGAAAUUGGGUUGGACCCUGAACUUGUCGAUGUUGUUACUUUUCUUGAACCAUUUUUUUCAAAGUACCUCAUGAGAGUGGUUCCUGUCAUUGGCAUUCUUCAUGACAAAAAGGCAUUCAAACCUGUCCUGAAUCCUGCUGAAGUAGAAGUUGUAUUUGAUGCACCUUUAGAAAUGUUUCUCAAGAAUGAAAAUAGGAGUGAGGAGAAGAUGCAGUGGAUGGGAGAGAAUUAUCUGAUACAUUUGUUCGACUAUGAAAUCGAGCAUAAAAAAUACCUUAUAUGGGGUUUAACUGCUGGGAUCUUGAUAAGAGCUGCAUCAAUUGUGUACCAGCAACCGCCAGCUUUCAUGGAGCAGAAUCCUAAAUUCAAGCUUCCUCGGACAUAACUAUGUAAUGCAUUGAAUUUGACAUUUAAUGUAUUUUAGCCCUUAACAUCUUUUCAUCCUACAGUAAUAUUCAUCACAACUGUAGAUUUCAAGAACAGGUAGGUUAUACUAAGAAAGAAAAACUGUCCUAGCUCUUGGAAUUCAUAUUUCUACUUGCAGAAUGCCAUCAUAAGUUGCAUUGGUUUACUUCAAAA
Molecule: messenger RNA, 1386 nt
Organism: Cajanus cajan (pigeon pea)
Lineage: Eukaryota; Viridiplantae; Streptophyta; Magnoliopsida; Fabales; Fabaceae
Source: RefSeq, a predicted model, not a curated record